AUAUCAGUUUAAGUUAUGGUCUAGUGUAAUAUCACACACUGUGGUAACUGUGCCUCACUCUUAUAACUGUAUUCUAACAAGACAGUAAAUGAAUUGACUUUUAGGUAUUAUUUUUAUAAUUUUAUUUUUCAAGACAAAAUAAGCCAAAGGUUCAUAUGUCUAAAGUUACGGGACUAAUAUAAAUAAUAUUUAUUUAAGUGAAAUACAGCCAAAAGGAGAAUUAUUAUAUUAUAUGCAUCGUCUGAAUAACAAAACGUAAGAUAGUUUUAUGACAGCAGAUCAAAAUUCUUAUGAAUAUCCAGAAGCGCAAAUUCUCAACUGCCAUGUGAUCAAUACCCUUAAACUUGGACACGAUAUUCUCUAAGCUACAAUUCUGUUGUCUCUUAAGCCAAAAGAAUUUUCUUUAAUUAGAGGCCUUGACUAAUUUCUGUAAAAAAAUAGUGUAUGGAUAAAAAAGGAAACAUAAGAAAACAAUAAGAAACAAUAAAAAAAGUAUAUAUAAAUAUAUGGAAAUAUAAUAACUAAAACAACACUCAGAGGAUUUCUUUAACUUACUGAAUAAAUUCUACAGAGACUUCAAUUUGAAAACUGAUGCAAAGAUGGAUGGAGCAUUUCGGGCUGCUAAACAGCGGGACAAAAUGCUUAUAUUGCUCCCGCCUAGAGAAUGUAUUACCCCACAUCAACUGUGCUACAGUUUUCAUGAAAACACAACAAAUACAAUGGAACAUUGGAUGGAAGUAUCAAAUUACGUCUGCUAUGUUGCCCUUCCAAUUAUUUUGGUUUUCUGCCUGUUAGGCAAUAUUGUGAAUAUAGCGGUGCUUUCUAAACAAUUCAGAACUUCUAUGGAUACGUAUUUACUAGGACUUUCAAUAGCAAGUGUACUUUUUGUUGUUUCAACGAUCGUUUACAAUGUGCAACAUUAUGUUGGGUAUACAGAUUAUUUUGUUUGGGUGCAGAAAUACGCUGUUAUUAGUCGGGACUGGUUCUGGUUUGCAACGAUAUGGCUGCUCAUAUUAAUGAGCUUAGAACGCUCAAUAACGGUAACUUCUAGAAAAGCUCAAUCACUCUGUUCUCCGACUCAGGCUGCUAUCGUUGUUAUACUUGUUUAUAUAAUCGGUUUCAUAAGUGCACUUCCUCGGUACUGGGAAUAUGAAGUAGUUCAGCAGGGAAGUCUGUAUCACGAACAGACAUUCAUCACAUUGAAAAAAUCAACAGACGAGAAAAUUCGGGAAUAUAGAGCCAUUUAUUACUGGUACAUAACAUCAAUAACAAUCUUUCUCCCAACACCACUUUUGUUUUUCAUGCUGUUCCCAUUAUGUUAUGGAACAAGGCAAACUGUGAUUUCACGGAACUAUUUAUUCAUAAAACAUAGUGCCAGUACUGCCCUUAUACUGAACAGACGUUUAAAAGAAGAAAUAGCGUUAACAAAACUUGCAAUUGUGAUGGUUGUGCUAUAUCUUAUGUUAGUGGCGCCAUUUCUGUUUUUCGACCUUUUGUCACACUUUGCUACAGGUUUAAUGCAGACUGGGACACCAUACUUUGUAGCACUGUACAAUAUUUUCACAGUCUGUUUUCAUUCAUACUAUAUGUGGCAUCAACAGAUAUUCUUCUGCUGCAACAAGCAAUACCGUCUGCAGUUUCUCGCUUCCUGUUGUUGUUGUUGUUAGCAGAAACAAAUUUGUUAAUAUGUUUGUUUACAUUGCCAUUCUGUACUAACUGAUGUAUCCAUGACUUCAUAUGGCAGUUUCCCAAAGUUUUAAAUCUAAAACCCUUUUAUUUAAAAGUUUUAUCUAUUUUUAUAUAUUUAUCUUUCAGUUAGUAAAACUUAGUUAAAGAAGUGAACAUUUCUGUACUUUUUUUAACCAAUGACCACAACAUAUGUUAUGUUUUCCUACCAGAUAAUUAUGUGAACCAAACUUUCACUAUUUUUGUAAGUUAAUUGAAGUUAAUGUAUAAAUCACUUUUAACUUUCAAUAUAUAUAAGAAAGAAAAAUAACCUUUGUAUUAUCCCAGCAUAGAAAUAAGUUGUUCAAGUUAUGGGGCCAUUGCAAAUACGUUAUCAAAUGAAAUGAGUUUGAAGAUUACUAUACCACCUCUGCAGACUCAACACACUAUUGGAGACAAAUAUUUUGGUUGUUGCAGAGAGGUGUUGCUCUGGAGAGGUUAUGUUUUUUGUCAAGUCUUACUUUGGGAAUUGCAAAAAUGUUUUCUUAAAUAAUUAUACUGGCCACGUGGCCGAGUGAUAAAUGCAUCAUAUGGAAAACCUAAACAUUGCUGACUACGUGGGUUCAAACCCUGGCAGGGGCAAACUGUUGUUUCCAUGAGCAAGAAACUGUACACUUAUUGCUUAGUACUGGUUUGUUCCAGGAACUGAUUCAAGGGUGUUUCAAUAAGCAUAUACUCAUUGCUUCAAACACAAUCAAACUAAAAUACAUUUGUAUAAACUUAUUAUGAUCUAAAUGAUCUUGAAAUAAUAGAGUAACAUUUUACUAAGAUCAUUUCUAUAUAAAUGAACCAGCUGUAUGUUUAUAAAACAAUGAAGAAUAUGCUUCACAAACACUCUCAUAUUUAUUGCAUCCCUAUCGCCAAGACUUACGAGACAUUUUUUUUCAAAUAUAUUUUUUACAUGUUGUAUUGUAUUAUCGGUAUUUGUUUUGAUAUGUCUGUAAUAAAAAAUAACUUGAUCUA
Molecule: messenger RNA, 2688 nt
Organism: Ruditapes philippinarum (Manila clam)
Lineage: Eukaryota; Metazoa; Mollusca; Bivalvia; Venerida; Veneridae
Product: FMRFamide receptor-like
Exons: 2
Coding region: 600-1667 (355 amino acids)
Biological process (GO): G protein-coupled receptor signaling pathway
Cellular component (GO): membrane
Molecular function (GO): G protein-coupled receptor activity
Source: RefSeq, a predicted model, not a curated record